Molecule: messenger RNA, 2648 nt
Organism: Diachasma alloeum
Lineage: Eukaryota; Metazoa; Arthropoda; Insecta; Hymenoptera; Braconidae
Gene: RpA-70
Product: replication protein A 70 kDa DNA-binding subunit
Exons: 13
Coding region: 332-2158 (608 amino acids)
Biological process (GO): DNA replication; double-strand break repair via homologous recombination; nucleotide-excision repair
Cellular component (GO): DNA replication factor A complex; nucleus
Molecular function (GO): damaged DNA binding; single-stranded telomeric DNA binding
Source: RefSeq, a predicted model, not a curated record
AGUUGGUUCCGAAAUGCACCCAUGGUCAGAUGCAUGCUAUCCUUGUCUGAUCCAUUGAAAAGUGGGUGGCCACCUGGCGCCAUUAGUUCGUGAAUUGGUCGAAAAACUUUUAAUGCUCCACGAUCUGGCGGGAAAGCGGCGCGGUCGGCACAGUCAACCAGCUCUGCUCUCUGCUCUGACGCUCUAACCAAAACAAGUGAUUACCUGCGACAGGAUCAGACGUGUUUACACUUCCUGCGUAGUAAAAUCUACGAGUAAAAUAAAAAAAGAAAAACCACGCUAACACUUCAUAAUUCAGUAUCUUUAUUGAUUGAAGACAGAAACAAUCGAGAUGACACUUCCAGGUCUCACAAAAGGUGCCUUGCUGAAAAUUUACCAGGGACAAGAUAUCGACAAGCCCAUUUGCCAAGUGCUGGGCCUUAAGAAGCUGGGGAAUGGGGAUCGCUAUAGAGUUUUGAUUUCUGAUAGCCUGUACAUCAGCUCGUUCACCAUGUUGGCGACUCAACUGAAUCACAUUAUCGAUGAGGGUACCCUUGCUGAUUUUUCCAUCAUUGAGAUUGGACGUUAUGUUCUCAGUCAGGCGAACAAUGGGGGAAAGCCCAGACGCAUAAUGAUUAUUCUUGAAGUCACCCAGAAAGCAGCAGGGGCUGAUGUUGGUGGAAAGAUUGGGAAUCCUGUUCCUGUGGAGAAACACAUUUCCUCUGACAAUGGGGUUGAGGAGUCUCCCGAUGCAGCUGCUCCAGGUUCUGCUGUGAAGAGACCCGCUGCUGCUCCAGUCUCCAGAGUGCCAGAGAAGAGAGCUCUGAACAAUACAAUCAAUUCUGGAACUCACAUUUCAACUACACCCAUCGGUGCAUUAAGUCCAUAUCAAAACAGGUGGGUCAUAAAGGCUAGAGUUAGCAGCAAGUCUGCCAUCAGAACCUGGAGCAAUUCUCGUGGUGAGGGAAAACUCUUCAACAUGGAUCUCCUUGACGAGAGUGGAGAGAUCAGAUGCACAGCAUUUAGAGAGGCUGUUGACAAGUUCUAUGACAUUAUUGAGGUUGGAAAAGUCUACUACAUUUCUCGUUGUCAACUGAAACCAGCUAACAAAGCCUUUAACAAUCUCCACAACGACUACGAGAUGAGCAUGACGAACGACACUGAGAUCAUCCCCUGUGACGACACUGCAGAUGACAUUCCAAUGAUCAAUUUUGAUUUCAAAGGAAUCGAGGACAUCGAGAAGUAUGAGAAAGGCGAAAUAGUUGAUAUUCUGGGAGUCGUCAAGCAAGUCGACGAAGUGCAAAGCCUCACAAAGCGCUCCGAUGGUACAGAACUGCGUAAAAGGGAUGUUCAUAUGAUAGACAUGAGCAAUAUGAUGAUUACUCUUACUCUUUGGGGCACUCAAGCUGAAAGCUUCGAUGGAUCAAACCACCCAGUGAUUGCAGUAAAAGGGGCUAGACUUGGAGAGUUCAAUGGUGGGAAAUCCCUGUCAACUUUAUCAUCAUCUGUCAUUCAAGUCGAUCCAGAUCUCCCUGAAGCCCACAGACUUCGUGGAUGGUGGACAACUACUGGCCACAGUGCGGAGGCAAAAUCAAUCUCGAGGGGUAUUGGUGGUGGUUCCAUGGCUGGAUCAUGGAUGAACAUCGGAGCUGCAUUUGCCGCAGGAACCGCACUCACCAUGAGCAACACUGAAACUUAUCUCUGCAAGGCUGCUGUCACUUUUAUUCGUUCAGAGAAUGCUAUUUACAAAGCUUGUCCCACAGAUACAUGUAACAAAAAGGUUGUUGAUCACGAGGGAUGCUUCAGGUGUGAGAAAUGUAACAGAGAUUUUCCAAACUUCAAAUAUCGUUUAUUGGCACAGAUAAACAUUUCAGAUCACACAGGCAGCAUCUGGGCCACAGCAUUCAGCGGUGAAGCUGAAAAAAUGCUCGGUAUGACAGCUCAGGAGCUCGGAGAACUAGCUGACCAAGAUCGUGACACCUACCUCACCAAAUGUGCCUCCAUUUCAUUCAGCUCCUACAUCUUCAAGAUCAGGAUGAAACUGGACAACUACUUGGAUGAUGUGAGGCUAAGGAGCGUUAUCGCAUCCCUCGCUCCAGUCGAUUAUACAGAAUACAACUCCCAACUGCUGAAGCAACUGAAGGCAGAUUGCAACAUUGCUCGUAUUUCUUCAGAGUAAAUCAACAAAUUAUUCACAAAAUCAUUCAAAAAACCAUUGCAUCUAUUACUAAGAUCUUUACCUGCAACUUAUAUUUUUUCAUGUUUGUUUUCGGAUACUUUUUCGUUUUCGUAUUCUUUAAUGGAGAGAAGUUCAAUUCACUAGAGGAGUCAUAAAACACAAUAGAAAAGCUGUUUAUUAUUUCAUCUCUGUAGAGUUGAAUUAUUUUGGUAACCGGUGGUUUUAGAGAAAAUGUAGGAGACCUUUUUUCGUAGAGAAUUCAAUUUCCCAUUGGAAAAGGUUUCUUUAAAUAGAAAUUUUCUCUAAAUCCACUCAAGUAUGAGAUGAUUUCAAGUGGAAAAAAAAUCAAAUACAUUUCAUUUUUUACCUUUUCCCACUCUAUUCUUGAAUAAUGUUUAUAUGAUAUGCUUACUCUGAUUUUUGUGUUUUGUAUCGUUAAAUUAUCAUCAAAUAAAUUGAUACGUCAUUGAGCAAGAAUGACAAAUACUCA